AGAAAGGGGCAUUCGCACCCGGGCUGGGCGGGCGCACCCAGAGCCAGGCGGGCAGGAACCCCGCGCAGCCGUCCCGUGUCCGCGUGUCCCCCGCGCCGAAGGGACGCCUCGCUAGCCUCGCCGCCCCCUCCCCCUGGAUUCCCUCCCCGCCCCUCCCCCCUGCCUGCCUGCCUGCACCACCUUCCACCCAGAUCGUCUCUAAAGGGAGUUCUUGGUUUCCUCUGAUUUCUUAUGAACCCAGGAUGGGCAGCAAGGAAGAUGCAGGCAAGGGGUGUCCGGCGGCCGGUGGCGUCUCCAGCUUCACCAUCCAGUCCAUCCUGGGCGGGGGGCCCUCGGAGGCACCGCGGGAGCCCGCUGGCUGGCCGGCCAGGAAGCGCAGCCUGUCCGUGUCCUCGGAGGAGGAGGAGCCGGACGACGGCUGGAAGGCGCCUGCCUGCUUCUGCCCAGACUCGCACGGCCCUAAGGAGCCGGGCCCCAAGCACCACCCCCCCAUUCCUUUUCCUUGCCUGGGUACCCCCAAGGGCAGCGGAGGCGCGGGCUCGGCGGGCUCGGAGCGCACGCCUUUUCUCUCUCCUUCGCACCCGGACUUUAAGGAAGAGAAAGAGAGGCUCUUGACCGCGGGCUCGCCCUCGCCAGGGUCAGAGCGGCCGAGGGACGGCGGCGCCGAAAGGCAGUCGGGGGCGGCCAAGAAGAAGACGCGCACUGUCUUCUCGCGCAGCCAGGUAUACCAGCUGGAGUCCACCUUCGACAUGAAGCGCUACCUGAGCAGCUCGGAGCGCGCCUGCCUCGCCUCCAGCCUGCAGCUUACCGAGACCCAGGUCAAGACUUGGUUCCAGAACCGCCGCAACAAGUGGAAGCGGCAGCUCUCGGCGGAGCUGGAGGCGGCCAACAUGGCGCACGCGUCGGCGCAGACUCUGGUGGGGAUGCCGCUGGUGUUCCGGGACAGCUCGCUGCUGCGCGUGCCGGUGCCCCGCUCCCUCGCCUUCCCCGCGCCGCUCUACUACCCCGGCAGCAACCUCUCGGCCUUACCUCUCUACAACCUCUACAACAAGCUCGACUACUGACCGGCCCGCCGCCCCGCG
Molecule: messenger RNA, 1082 nt
Organism: Propithecus coquereli (Coquerel's sifaka)
Lineage: Eukaryota; Metazoa; Chordata; Mammalia; Primates; Indriidae
Gene: HMX2
Product: H6 family homeobox 2
Exons: 2
Coding region: 243-1064 (273 amino acids)
Biological process (GO): regulation of transcription by RNA polymerase II
Cellular component (GO): nucleus
Molecular function (GO): DNA-binding transcription factor activity, RNA polymerase II-specific; RNA polymerase II transcription regulatory region sequence-specific DNA binding
Source: RefSeq, a predicted model, not a curated record